AUGCCAAAGCGAGGUACCAUCGCCGUGGAAGAGGCUAUCAUUACGCCAUCAACAAAAUGGCUCCUCGAAGAAACCUUUUCAAUUCUCAACCCUGGCGACAGCAGCAACAAGGCUCUCGAAGCGCACGCUGCAAAGCUGCUUGACAUUCACGACACGCGCCUCGCGACCAUGGAUGCGGAAGGUGUCGAAUACAUGCUCUUGUCAUUGACCGCACCAGGAUGCCAGGGCAUAACGGACCCUAAACUUGCAGAGAAAACAGCCAAAGAAGCCAAUGACUGGCUGGCAAGCGAGGUCGCGAAAAGGCCAGAGAGAUUCGGCGGUCUCGCAGCUCUCUCGAUGCAUGACCCCGAAGAAGCGGCGCAAGAGCUUGAAAGAGCUGUCAAAAAACUGGGAUUCUUUGGUGGACUCGUGAAUGAUUAUCAGAGCGUCGAGGGAGGAUCAGGACGAGAGUACUUUGACACCGCCAAGUAUGAUCCGUUCUGGAAGAAGGUUGAAGAGCUGGAUGUUCCGAUUUAUUUGCAUCCGAGAUACGUGUCGAUCAAAGACCUUCAGCCUGGAUCGCUGUAUGGAGAUCGGCCUCAUCUUCAAGGUGCAGCUGUCCAGUUCCAUCUGGAUCUUUCAUACCAUAUCUACGCGCUUUGCUCGUCUGUUUUUGACAGAUUCUCAGGCGCCAAGGUUGUCGCUGGGCAUUUGGGAGAGAACAUCCCUCUCAAUCUCUGGAGAGCCAGCCACUGGUACAACAAGCCAAGCAAAAAGGCCACGCGCCCGUCAAAGGAGGACUAUAAUUACUACUUCAAGCACAAUGUCUACAUCACGACUUCAGGAAACUUCUUCACUCCCGGCCUGAAGCUCUGCAUCGAGACAAUUGGACUCGACAGAUGCAUGUACUCUAUAGAUACUCCGUAUGAUGAUAUUGAGGAAGCGCAGGCGUGGUGGAGGGCUGUGGACUUGGAUGCUGACGCGAAAGAGCAAGUUGGAAGGACUAACGCUAUAAAGUUGUUCAAACUUCCGUUGGAGUACUGA
Fusarium mangiferae is the source of this 1023-nucleotide messenger RNA. RefSeq lists its product as uncharacterized. The record is from RefSeq and is a predicted model, not a curated record. The transcript is spliced from 4 exons. Gene Ontology annotation, cellular component: cytosol; cytoplasm. The coding region runs from base 1 to 1023 and encodes 340 amino acids. Gene Ontology annotation, biological process: secondary metabolic process. NCBI's taxonomy places the organism in Eukaryota, Fungi, Ascomycota, Sordariomycetes, Hypocreales, Nectriaceae. Gene Ontology annotation, molecular function: carboxy-lyase activity; hydrolase activity.